Messenger RNA from Aspergillus melleus, 2208 nucleotides. RefSeq names its product terpene cyclase/mutase family protein. The record is from RefSeq and is a predicted model, not a curated record. NCBI's taxonomy places the organism in Eukaryota, Fungi, Ascomycota, Eurotiomycetes, Eurotiales, Aspergillaceae. The transcript is spliced from 4 exons. Bases 1 to 2208 code for a protein of 735 amino acids. Gene Ontology annotation, molecular function: lanosterol synthase activity. Gene Ontology annotation, cellular component: lipid droplet. Gene Ontology annotation, biological process: triterpenoid biosynthetic process; ergosterol biosynthetic process.
AUGGCUGGCGACCACAUUGCCCCUUGGAGAACGGCCGCGCAAGGCCAUCUAACCCUUGAUGCCAACGGGGACCCCAAAACAGACUAUUCUAGAUGGCGUCUACUGGAUGACCGCGGCCGCCAGACCUGGCAUUAUCUUGAAUCAGACGAGGAGAAUGAACAAUGGCCUCAAUCAAUCGCUGACAAAUACUUUUUGGGUCUUCCUUUGGACCUACCGGCAUUGCCAAAACCCAAAACUCCGUUGCAAUGCGCCGAGAAUGGGCUAGAGUUCUUUUCCAAGCUUCAACUCCCACCGGGGAAUUGGGCCUGUGAGUAUGGUGGUCCGAUGUUUCUGCUUCCCGGAAUCAUCAUCACCUGGUAUGUUACCAACACGCCGAUCCCCCCGGAAUAUGCGACGGAGAUCAAAAGGUAUCUCUUUGCUCGCCAACACCCGGAAGAUGGUGGUUGGGGCCUUCACAUUGAAGGCCACAGCUCCUGCUUGGGCACUUCUUUGAAUUAUGUCGCUCUGCGCCUGAUCGGCACCAGUGAAGACGAUCCUCGAAUGAUCAAAGCGCGUGGUCUGCUACAUCAACUUGGAGGCGCCAUUUAUAGCCCGCAUUGGUCGAAGUUCUGGCUCAGCAUCCUUGGUGUCAUGGAAUGGGACUGCGUCAAUCCCGUCCCUCCUGAGAUCUGGCUUCUUCCCAAUUGGGUUCCGUUUGCUCCCUGGCGAUGGUGGAUUCACAUGCGUCAGGUUUUCCUGCCCAUGUCGUAUCUCUGGUCCAAGAAAUUCAGCCAUCCUUUAGACCCACUCACCACGCAACUGCGGCAAGAAUUGUACACCGAACCAUACGACUCUAUUGAUUUCGCAAGCCACCGCAAUUCGAUCCACAAGGCCGACAACUACUACCCUAAAACCUGGCUUCUGAACACGGCAAACUUACUUCUCGUCAACGUUUGGAACCCCUACCUCCGGUUCUCGGGCCUGGUGCGCCGGGCAGAAGACUGGACUUGGGAACUUAUCCGCAUGGAAGACGAGAACACCGAUUAUGCCGGCCUCGGACCCGUGAGCAACCCCAUGAACAUGGUGGCUUGUUAUAUUCACGAUGGUCCCGAUAGUUAUUCGGUCCGUCGCCACAGAGAGCGCCUCCAUGACUACAUGUGGAUGAAGAAUGAGGGCCUGCUAUCGAAUGGUACCAACGGUGUCCAGGUGUGGGACACUGCCUUCAUCACGCAGGCCAUAGUUGUUGCCGGGUUUGCGGAUGACCCCAAAUGGCGCCCAAUGCUUACCAAGGCCCUGGAAUUCCUGGAGGACCAUCAAAUCCAAGAGAAUGUCCCCGAUAUAGAGAAGUGUUACCGUCAACACUGCAAGGGCUCGUGGCCCUUCAGCAACAAGACGCAGGGGUACAAUGUUAGCGAUUGCACUGCUGAGGGCUUGCGAUCCACUAUCCAGCUCCAAGAAAUUCACAACUACCCGAAACUGAUCUCUGAGCAGCGUCUGAAGGAUAGUGUCGAUUGCCUGUUACUGAUGCAGAACCCUUCUGGUGGAUACUCCGAGUACGAGGUCACCCGAGCAUCUCCUAAGAUUGAAUGGCUGAAUGCCGCCGAGGUGUUUGGUGGCAUCAUGAUUAGCUACGACCACCCGGAAUGUACCACCGCCUCCGUAACAGCACUCUCAUUGUUCAGCAAGUUCUACCCUGAUUACCGCGCCGACGAUAUCAAGGCGGCCAAGGAAAAGGCAGUGCAGUACAUCAAGCGCGUUCAGAGACCCGACGGUAGUUGGUACGGAUCCUGGGGUAUCUGCUUCACCUACGCCGCCAUGUUUGCCCUGGAAAGUCUGGCGAGUAUUGGCGAGACAUACGAAACCAGUGACUACUCUCGCCGCGGAUGUGAGUUCCUCUUAUCGAAGCAGAUGGAGGAUGGAGGGUGGGGGGAGUCCUACCUCAGCAGUGCAAACCACGUCUACACCCACCAUGAGCAAUCCCAAGUCACCCAAACUGCGUGGUCGUGUCUUGCCCUGAUGGAAGCGGGAUAUCCACACAAAGAGCCACUUCAGAAAGCCAUGAAACUGCUCAUGUCACGACAGCAGCCGAAUGGAGAAUGGCUGCAGGAAGCUAUUGAGGGAGUCUUCAACCAAUCCUGCAUGAUCUCUUACCCCAACUACAAACUUUACUGGCCUAUUCGCGCGCUGGGGCUUUACAGUCGCAAGUUCGGCAAUGAAGAGCUCUUGUGA